AUGAAGCUCUUCAAAGACGCUGACAACAAUUCUGAGACAAGCAAUGGAUUUUUGAGUGUUCUGUGGACAAUACAUGUUCCUGAGAUACAUUUACAGAUAGUGUCCUUUUUCAACCUCAUCGUUCUUAGCGGUUUGAUUAGUGUCCUUGGAACUGUGGCUAAUGUAAUAAACCUGAUUGUGUUUUACAGACAAGGUUUGAACACGAACAUUAAUAUUAGUUUUUUCGCUUUAACUCUAUCUGAUCUGUCGUGUUUAAUAUUACAGCAGUGGCAUAUUGUAAUUGAAUUUUUUAAAUACACAAAUCUGCCUAUAGUUUUCACUGAUUUUCAGCAUGCAACGGCAGCUUGGCCUCAUGAGUUGCUUACAAGACUCACUUGUGCAAUCACCUUAUACAUUACAGUAGAGAGAUGCCUAUGUGUUAUGUUACCAUUUGCAAUUAGCAAAAUAUUUACAGUCAAGCGCACUUUAGUAGUUAUUAUAUGUAUUUACGGUGUGCAUUUUGCGAGCUGGAUACCUGCUUACACAUCAUGUUACAUCGGCUGGAAGUUCUUUCCUGAACGAAACCAAACUCUGCUUGGUUUAAUUUUUGUUGCUACCGAGCAAACCAUUGCAAUUUUUUACAUUGCAAAUGCUUUCUCUGGAGUUUUCGUCAUUACGUGUAUUGUUUUAGUUACGUUAAUUUUAAAAUGGCAGUUGAGAAUAAAGUCAGACUGGCGUAAUUCUGCAAAUGCAGAGCAGAAGAAAGCCGAAAUGCUGUCGAAAAGGGAAAGAAAGACGGUAGUUAUGGUGAUCUUGAUUGCUGUUAUUUUGGUUGUCUGCUACACGCCAUCGGUAACUUUGAGUCUAAUAACGUUUUGCGUCCCAGGAUUUAAUGUUGGGGGAAAAUAUUUCGAAAUAUACCAGUUUGUAUGGUCAUUCGCUUAUGUUUUGGAGAAUAUAAACUCCAGUGGGAAUAUUUUCUUAUACUUUAAAAUGGGCUCUAAAUACAGAAGCACAUUUAAAAGACUUUUUCGCAAUGAAGAUUAG
Messenger RNA from Candidula unifasciata, 1026 nucleotides. The record is from the annotation of a GenBank genome assembly. Lineage: Eukaryota; Metazoa; Mollusca; Gastropoda; Stylommatophora; Geomitridae.